Colletotrichum abscissum is the source of this 1299-nucleotide messenger RNA. Its product is annotated as mitochondrial ATP-binding cassette sub-family B member 6. Bases 1 to 1299 code for a protein of 432 amino acids. Gene Ontology annotation, molecular function: ATP binding; ABC-type transporter activity; ATP hydrolysis activity. NCBI's taxonomy places the organism in Eukaryota, Fungi, Ascomycota, Sordariomycetes, Glomerellales, Glomerellaceae. The record is from RefSeq and is a predicted model, not a curated record. Gene Ontology annotation, cellular component: membrane. The transcript has 3 exons. Gene Ontology annotation, biological process: transmembrane transport.
AUGGAUUCAACCAACAGCGGACUCGUCAUCGAGCGGGCUGAAGGUGUCGACCAAAUAUUCGACUCAGUCUUACAGGACAUGAUUCCUAGUGUGAUUGCAGCCUUUUCUGCCACCCUAUUCCUUGUCACAAUAACCGGACCGAUUAUAUUACUUGAUCUGGCUAUUUGCUCGACCUUGGUUGGUAUCGUCCUUCGCCGAUCUACUCACCAAGUCUUGGAGUCUCGUAGGUCGCUUCUGGCAGCCGACAGCCACCAGAAGCAGCAACGGCAGGACACGAUUCGUGGCUGGAGAACUGCUGCAAGCUAUAAUCAGCUACAGUACCAAAUUGAAGAAAACAACAAAAGAGUGGCGACAGUUUUCUCCUUGCAAUGGAAAUUUUUAUCAAUCGUAACCAAAGCUUACUCACUCAUGGAUCUAGUGCUCUUUAUAGGCUGUAUGGCGGGAAUGCUUGUCGUCAUCAAACUUGUUCUUGACGGAAGAGCUACCCCUGGGGACUUUUUCAGGUACCCGAUGUACUGGAGCAUACUCUCCCAGCCACUCGAACGUCUGAGGAUAUCUACAAGAGACAUUGUGAAGAAAUUACAAGAAGCUGAUGAGGUGAGAAAGCUUCUGGAACGGACGACGAAGGACGGCCCAAAACUUCCAAAGCUAGAGUUCCAGGGAGGCGAGCUGGAAUUCAGAAACGUCACGUUUCGCAGGGGUCAACAAACCAUUCUUGAGGAUUUCAGUCACCGUAUUCCUGCAGGGACGAAGACAGCCUUGGUUGGCCCCUCAGGCGUUGGCAAAUCGACGUUACUCGCUCUAGUGACGGGCCAAGAAAAGCCUGACAGCGGAGAGAUAUUGAUCGACAACCAAAACAUCGAAGAGGUUGACAUUGACUCUUUACGGGGAUAUGUAGGAAUCAUAGAGCAGGAUCCUUUCAUCUUCAACUGCUCAGUGAAAGACAAUCUCAAGUAUGCCAAGCGCGACGCCACGGAUGAACAGAUGAAAGUAGCCUUGCAAAAAGCUUCUCUGGACGAUGUUGUGUCUCAGCGACCAAAGAAGUACGACACACCCGCCGGAGCCAAUGGGCGAAACUUCUCUGGGGGCGAGAAGCAAAGACUAAAUUUCGGUCGCCUGUUUCUCAACCCGCGUUCGAUCGUACUGAUUGAUGAAGGAACCAGUGCACUAGACGCCGAAACCGAAUGGUUAUUGAAGUCAAACCUCAGCGAGGCAUUAAGUGGCACGACAUGCAUUUUCGUAGCGUUUGUCCUCCUUUACUGCCCCUCGCGCCGAUUGCAAUCUGAUAAUGUGUAUUAG